Molecule: messenger RNA, 666 nt
Organism: Dermatophagoides pteronyssinus (European house dust mite)
Lineage: Eukaryota; Metazoa; Arthropoda; Arachnida; Sarcoptiformes; Pyroglyphidae
Source: RefSeq, a predicted model, not a curated record
AUAUCCAUUGUUUGUUUCGAAGCGUUCACACCACGUACACACAUAUAAACGAAAUCAAAACAUUCGAAUCAAUUAGAAACAAAAAAAAAAUGUCAUCAGCAAUCAAAUUUUCAAUACUUAUUUUGGUCACAGGUUAUAUUCAGCUAAUCAUCAAUGAUGUUAAUGCAUCAGAUUUUAUGAUUUCGACCAAUAAUUAUCCACCAUUAAAUAAAUGGUAUUUGGAUUAUCAUCCAUAUGGUGAUGGUGGUGGUGAAUCAAUCGGUCGACGAUUUACAACCGAAUAUGAAUCGAAUGAUAAUGAUAUUCAUUAUGAUAAUGUUGGUGGUGGUAAUGGUGGCCGUAAUAAACGUGGUGAUGAACCAUUCAGUACAGAUGGUGGUAAAAGUGUAUCAAAUAUUCGUAAACCAUUAUUAUUUAAACGUGCAACAACCAAUGUUCGUAAACCACUUUUAUUCAAACGAUAUAUUGAUGAUAAUAAUAAUUCCAAUAAAAUUAAUCAAUUAACCGAUCGUAUCGAUAAUGAUGAUGGACAAGGUGAUGAUGAGCAACAAUUUUUGCAGCAUCUUUUUUCAUCCAAUCGACGUUUCACUUAUUGAUCAUUCAUUUCAUUUUUUUAUGUGUAAAAAAAAACAAAAAUUUCUUUUCCAAAAAAAUUUCAUUUCCCUU